Molecule: messenger RNA, 2415 nt
Organism: Vicia faba (fava bean)
Lineage: Eukaryota; Viridiplantae; Streptophyta; Magnoliopsida; Fabales; Fabaceae
Source: the annotation of a GenBank genome assembly
AUGAAAUGUAUUAUGCUACAACCUAUAAGAGCUGAAUUGGGUGUGAUAAUGGGAAAAAAGGUUUGGCUGGGAAGUGAUUCUAAGUCUAAUCAGAUUUCUCAGAAUCAGCUUAUGGAGGACCUGAUGAAACAAGUCAUUGAUGGAAAAGACACUGAAGUCACAUUUGAUAACUUGCCUUUUUACUUAAAUGAAAGGAUCAAAAUUUUGUUGGCAAGUGCGGGAUAUUUUCAUUUAAGACAACAUGACCUAUCCAACCACACUACCAACCUUUCGCCACUGAGCCGAGCUAUUUUGCUUUCUGAACCUAUCGAGCUUUAUCAUCAUAUGCUUGCCAAAGCUUUAGCCAAUUGCUUUGAAUCAAAGUUGCUGUGUCUAGAUAUUGAUUACUUCUCUUUGAAGAUGCUGCAGGGCAAAGAUGGAUGUUCUACAAAAGAACCACAUUUAAAAAGGUCCAUAUUUGAGGCGACUCGGGAACGUGUAUCUAGUUUAUUUAGUCGUCUGCCACUCCACCCUUCAACAGAUGUGAUUAGAGGUACAAAAGGAAGUAGCAAAAGUUCAACAAAUGUGAUUAGAGCUACAAAAGGAAGUAGCAAAAGCUGCGACUGUUUUGAUGAAAAGCUUUUUCUAGAUUCACUCUACAAGGUCUUGGUUUCUUUAUUAGAAACUGGUUCUGUCAUUUUAUACAUCAAGAAUGUUAAGAAGAUCUUUCUUCGAUCACCAAGGAUGUGCAUUUUGUUCAAAAAGCUAUUCGAUAAACUUUCGGGACCAGUGUUGAUACUCGGUUCUAGGUCAGAUGAUUUAAAAGAUAAUUGUACAGAAAUCAAUGAAAAACUCAGUAUGUUAUUCCCUUACAAUAUUGAGAUUAAACCGCCUCAGGAUAAGGCUCAUCUCAAAAUCUGGACAGAGCAACUAAAAAAGGCCAUGGAAAAGACUUCUUUGGAAGAUAAAACCACCGGCAUUGCUGAAGUGUUUGCAAAAAAUGGCAUCGAUUGUAAUAUCUUGGAUUCAGUUAGCGGUACUGACAUGAUGCUACUUAGUAAACACACCGAAGAGAUUGUGGCAUCUACAAUUUUUUAUCACUUGAAGAAUACUGAAAAUCCAGAGUACCGAAAUGGAAUCCUAACUAUAUCGGCCACGAGUUUGUGCCAUGUAUUGAGCCUUUUUAAGGAGGGUGAAAAUGGUGAAAAGAAUGAAAACAACACUGAAAAAGAGUCAAAAAAGGAUGAUGCCGGAAAAGAUAAACCUAUUUCAAACGGGACAAAGAAAGACAGUGAUAUUAAAGCUAUUUCAAACGGGACACAUAAAGACAAUGAUAUUAAAGUUGUUUCAAACGGGACAAAGAAUAACGGUGAUAACGCGACAAAGAAAGAAAGUGAUAUUAAAGAUACUACAAAACCUAAUGUUCGUCCUGACAACUCCUAUGAGAAGUUAAUAAGACAAGAGCUUAUCCCUGCAAAUGAGAUAAAGGUGAGUUUUUCAGAUAUUGGUGCAUUGGAUGUUGUUAAGGAAUCACUUCAAGAAGCGGUUAUGCUUCCCCUUAGAAGACCAGAUCUAUUCAAAGGCGGUGGGUUAUUGAAGCCAUGUAAAGGUGUAUUGCUUUUUGGACCUCCCGGUACAGGAAAAACAAUGCUUGCAAAGGCAAUUGCAAAUGAAGCUGGAGCAAGUUUCAUCAAUGUCUCUUCGUCUACCAUCACUGCUAAGUGGUUCGGACAAAGUGAAAAGAAUGUUCGAGCUCUGUUUUCAUUAGCGGCAAAGGUUGCCCCGACUAUUAUUUUCAUUGAUGAAGUUGAUAGCUUGCUUGGGAAGCGGACUAUGAAUGAGAAUAGCGUUUUGAGAAGGAUUAAAAAUGAAUUCAUGACCCAUUGGGAUGGACUAUUGUCAAAACCUGAUGAGAAAAUUAUUGUUCUUGCUGCAACCAACAUGCCAUUUGCCCUUGAUGAAGCAGUUAUAAGACGGUUUCAGCGCAGGAUCAUGGUUGGUCUUCCAUCUGCUGAAAACAGAGAAGUGAUCUUGAAAACUCUUGUAGCUAAGGAUAAACUUGAAGAUAUAGACUUCAAAGAGCUUUCAACUAUGACAAAAGGAUAUAGUGGGAGUGAUCUUAAGAACUUGUGCAUGACUGCAGCAUAUCGCCCUCUUAAGGAGCUAAUGCAACAGGAGAAGGCCAAAGAAAUGAAAAAGAAGAAAAAAGAGGCAGAAACUGAAACCUCACAAGUUGCCUCCAAUGCUACGGAAGAAGAUCAAGUGAUUGUCCUCAGGCCUUUAAACAUGGAAGACAUGAGAGAUGCAAAGAAUAAGGUUACUUCAAGCUUUGCUGAAGAAGGAUCAAAUAUGAAAAAGUUAGAGCAGUGGAAUGAUUUGUAUGGAGCUGGAGAAGGCUUAAGGAAGAAAAAGGAGCAGCUCAGUUAUUUCUUUUAG